Messenger RNA from Sycon ciliatum, 3291 nucleotides. Its product is annotated as glycogen synthase kinase-3 beta-like. Gene Ontology annotation, biological process: signal transduction; protein phosphorylation; negative regulation of canonical Wnt signaling pathway. Gene Ontology annotation, molecular function: protein serine/threonine kinase activity; ATP binding. The transcript has a single exon. Gene Ontology annotation, cellular component: axon; nucleus; cytosol. The record is from RefSeq and is a predicted model, not a curated record. The coding region runs from base 481 to 1674 and encodes 397 amino acids. NCBI's taxonomy places the organism in Eukaryota, Metazoa, Porifera, Calcarea, Leucosolenida, Sycettidae.
AGCGCUAGCAGUACCGCAUAGUAGAAGUGACACUAUUUUCACGCACCAGCUAUAAAAAAAGUGAAACUCAGAAGUCGUUUUUACAAGUCCUUGUCCAUACACUCACUGUUUCAGUGUUUGGCCGAUAUGGAAUAUAAUAGAUCGGCUGCCUAUGGGAUCUUCGGUCCUGGCUGAUUCUCUGGCUCAGACGCUCUAGCAGGUGGAUGGUGCGCGACGGCAGUGUUCUCCUUUGUGUCUGUGCUGUGUGUUGAGGCGCGCGUGUGCGAAGGGCACGCGCCUGCAUCGCUUCUAUUGUCGUCGAAAACAUUUGUUUUGUUGCUGGGAAGACUCGUGAAAAGACAUCGGUGCUUGAGCAGACGUUGCACUGUCCGAUUGUACCUUCAAUAGGACUUCGCCUAUUGAACACUGAUUGCUAGUGACGGGGGGCCCCAGUCAGCUUCCUCGGUGAAGCCAGUGGCGUUGCAGAAGCCACUGUCGGGCAUGUCGUCCAACAGAAGACCCAGGGUUCCUUCACUCGUUGACCCAAGCAAAGAUGGAUCAUCGGGAGGCUCCGCGGCGGCUGGCGCGUCCGCACAGCGUACAGUCCAAAGAGAGCGAGGAAGCGCGCAAGUGAUCGAGGUGACGGCAACCUCGGGAAGUCUGCCCGACCAGAAAUACAAGAUCAGCUAUAGCGACCUGACGGUGGUGGGAAAGGGCAGCUUCGGCGUGGUGUACUCGGCGCGCCUGCACCUGGAAGGCACAAAAGGCGAAAAAAUCGCGAUUAAAAAGGUGUUGCAGGAUCGGCGAUUUAAGAACAGGGAGUUGCAAAUCAUGCGUACGCUGGAGCACUGCAAUGUGGUCAAGCUCAAGUGUUUCUUCUACACUGGAACAGAGAAAGAUGAGCUCUUUCUCAAUCUGGUUCUGGAGUUUGUCCCCGAGACCGUGUAUCGUGUCUCUCGGCACUACAACAAGUCGCGACAAAGCGUCCCGUUUCUAUACGUACGCCUGUACGUCUACCAGCUGUUCCGCUCGCUGGCCUACAUCCACUCCAUGGGGAUAUGUCACAGAGAUAUCAAGCCGCAGAAUCUUCUCGUCGACCCAGAGUCGGGUAUCUUGAAGCUGUGCGACUUCGGCAGUGCUAAGCAACUGGUCGCAGGUGAGCCGAACGUAUCGUACAUCUGCUCUCGCUACUAUCGCGCACCGGAGCUGAUAUUCGGAGCAACAAACUACACGUCCGAUAUUGACGUGUGGUCAGCCGGCUGUGUGCUGGCCGAGCUUCUGCUAGGGCAGCCCAUCUUCCCGGGCAGCAGCGGUGUGGAUCAACUCGUGGAGAUCAUCAAAGUGCUGGGAACGCCCAGCCGCGAUCAGAUCGACCAGAUGAACUCCAACUACACCGAGUUCAAAUUCCCGUCGGUCAGAGCGCACCCUUGGCCCAAGGUCUUCCGUCCCAGAACGCCACCGGAGGCCAUUGACCUCGCUUCGAGGAUCCUAGAAUACGUGCCGAAGAGGAGGCUGAAGCCACUGGAAGCAUGCGCCCAUAGCUUCUUCAGUGAGCUACGCGAUCCAAACACACGCUUGCCAUCCGGGAUGCCCCUGCCACCGUUGUUCAACUUUACAUCUCGAGAGCGCUUAAUAGCACCGGAGCUGAAUGCCCAGCUUAUACCUGCUCAUGCUGCUUCACAGAAUGAUCCUUGAGUAAUGAACGCGCAGAUAAUCAAUGACCAGACAAGUUCCAAUUUGCCUCGCACAGCAGCCUUGCAGGGUAUCAGCAUCCAGCUUGAAGGCCACUAGUAUUUGACUACGUGGAAUGGACCAGACAUGACGGCACCUGGAGUGACGACUGAUUGUAGUGUUUCGAUACGUACCUGGACACUCCGACUCCUGACUUUGUGCAUAAUGUACUUGGACAGUAGAUGCUUGAUACGGUUGAUGGCUUGCCACCAUGUUAAGUGCUGGGCAAGGACCUUUAAAAGCAGUGAUGUGCGUGCGACCAAGCAUUUCUAAGUGACAAGGCGAUAUACUGGCCGACUUCUCAGCUCUGCAAUACAUGCUACGGCUUCUCAGCUCUGCAAUACAUGCCACGACUUGAGACGACUAUUGGUCCCGUAUUUGUUCAUAAACAGUGCGGGUUCCCGCGUGCAUGUGGUUGUGUAUGUGCGUGCGUGCAUGCGUGUAAAUAUGCGUGCUUGUUUGUUUGUGUGUGUGCGUGCGUGUGUGUUGCUACGUGCGUGUACGUGUGCUGCUAUGUGCGUGUGCUGCUAUGUGCGUGUGCUGCUAUGUGCGUGUGCUGCUAUGUGCGUGUGCUGCUAUGUGCGUGUGCUGCUAUGUGCGUGUGCUGCUAUGUGCGUGUGCUGCUGUGUGCUGCUGUGUGCGUGUGCUGCUGUGUGCGUGUACCGCUAUGUGCGUGUACCGCUAUGUGCGUGUAAUGGUGUGUGCGUGUUAUAUUAUAUAUAUAGUGAAUGGCAACGUUUGUGCAUGUUACGGAUAUUGUAUAGAAAUUUGCGGACUUGUGUACGACUAGCGACGCCCUGCUCCUAGAUAACCAAUGCCUCAGCUACCUUCUCUCCCAUCACGUCCAGCCGUGUACAUACAUUGACCAGACUAAUCACUCCACAGACUCGAGACUGGCCAUGCGCUGUUGAACCGCUCCCAGUGACAGAAUCGCCUGUGGCGUGGCCAUCCAAAACCGUAGUCACUCCCUGUACAUGUCCGUGCAUAGCCCUGUUCUUGUGUAACGUUAUGCAAUACUAGUAGCGCUGCUUGAGCUCUGCACCUCAAUGUAUCCGCAGUACCAGCUGCAGCAGCGGUGGGAACACUGUGUACCACUGCCGACGCUCACAAAGUCACCGUGUCGCUAAUAAUCAUCUCCCUGCUCCUCCACGCUUAUUGUAAGUCUAUAUAAACACAGCUACAAUCAGUGCUAUAUAGUCCCAUGUGCAUAGCAUGCAUGCUGUUCUUUUACGCACUUUCAUCUCUUUCCAGGCACCUACCUAGCAAAAAUCAUGUUAAAGUAUCUUCUCACAACGAACGCGUGUAUAGUCUAGAAUGCUGCUGCUGAUCGUGCGCCUGAUGAGUCUUGCUAUUUCUCUCUGCUGUGCCACGUGAAUGAUCUCGCUUCGUUUCUUCUUCUAUUUUUAAAGAUUGUCCCGUUGUCCAUGUCUUCUCCGUAUGCAGUGCUGCCGCAGUCGUAUGAGGUGCCCCCUGCUGCUGCUGCGACGGCCGCCGCUCUUUGUAUAUAUAUAUAUUCUUUAUCAUCACCCGUUUCUGUCCAUAUCGGCAGCUGUAGAGACGUAUCUGGUAUAGAAACCUCAA